This is a messenger RNA of Triticum dicoccoides, 1572 nucleotides long. RefSeq names its product protein FAR-RED IMPAIRED RESPONSE 1-like. The transcript is spliced from 3 exons. NCBI's taxonomy places the organism in Eukaryota, Viridiplantae, Streptophyta, Magnoliopsida, Poales, Poaceae. Bases 271 to 1563 code for a protein of 430 amino acids. The record is from RefSeq and is a predicted model, not a curated record. Gene Ontology annotation, molecular function: zinc ion binding; nucleic acid binding.
GUUUGGCCAGAAACAGCACACCGGUUGGUGCAAGUGGCAUAUUCUUCGUAAGGCUAAAGAGAGUUUGGGUUUUCAUUAUACAAAGAAGAGUGACUUCCGAGCAGAAUUCCAUAGAUUUGUGAACGACAUGCUAACUAUCGAAGAGUUUGAGAAGGGGUGGCUGGAGAUUAUGAAGAAAUACAGUUUGUAGAGCAAUACAUUCCUGAUACAAAAUUUGAGGUGAGGCGGAAGUGGGCUAAGCCAUAUUUUUCUGGAAAAUUUUGUGCAAAAAUGACGGGCACACAAAGGAGUGAGAGCGCAAAUCACAUGCUUAAGAAUUAUGUUCCUCCAGCAUGCCCAAUGAAUCUUUUUGUGAAGCAUUAUGCAAAAGUACUAUUUGAUAGAGAGCAAGAAGAAGGUUUCCAAGAAAAGAGCACCAAAUUGGCAGGAGUAGUUCUAAAAGUUAACAUACCAAUUGAACGCCAUGCAAGCACGGUGUAUACUCGGGCCAUGUUCGAGCUGUUUGGAAAAAGUCUUUACUACUCAGGUUCUUAUUACAUCAAAGAAUUAGUUCCAAGGACUGAGUACCUGGCAACACACGUGAAGGCGGAAUCGAGGGAGAAAUGGUACAAGAGCAGAUACAAGGUGGUUGUUUCAGAAUUCAGAGAUUUUUUCAGUUGUGAGUGUGGACUCUUUGAGCAUAUGGGGAUGAUUUGUUGCCAUGCACUAAAGGUGAUGAUAGUGUUGGGAUUGAAUGAGAUACCAAGGAAGCACAUACUGAAAAGAUGGACAGUAGAUGCGCGUGAUAGCCUUCCUGAACAUCUGAAGCAUUAUCAAAAAGAUGUAGGCCUACCUGAUUGCACCACUUUCAGGCACAAUGCUAUGUACAUCUCGGCCCUGGAAUUGGUUAUGAUGGGUGAUAGCAAUCCAGAGGCUUUUGAUUAUGUCAUGAGCGGCCUGGCAGAACUGAAGAAGGGAGCUUUGCCACUAAGUAAUCUAAAAGAUGGAAUGAGUCUAAUUGAAAAAAGGAAGGCAUGCAACUCUUCUUCUGUUGGUAAAUCUGUUCCUUCAAAGUGUAGUCAGAAGCAAAAUAUUGAUGAUGGAGCUGCGUCAAGUGCUGGGAAAAUUGAAUGGAGAAAUGCAAAAGCAAGAACGGUAGGAGGGGAUGGGAAAUCUUCAGUCAAUGGUAAUGGGAACAUUGAAGCUAAUUCGGCCUCGUCUACUGUACAGGGGGACGACCUGAGCACGGUUGAUUCAAAUAUUGCAUUAACUUCUAGAACCAUGGAUACAGAAAGCAACAUGUCCCUGUUACCCCCUAAGAAGAAGCCUAGGAUGAGAGGUCAUCCGACAACGGCAAGAGACAAGUCGAAUUAUGAAAUAAAUGACAAGCGAUCGAGGUUUUGCACCAUUUGCCGUGGGAAGGGGCACAAGAGAACUACAUGCCCUCAAAGGGGCAACGAAGCGCAGAAGCCGAGGAAGAUUCCGACAUGUACAAAUUGUGGCAUAGCCGGUCAUCGUAGGAAUACUUGUUCAAAAGUUUUGUACUCUACAUUGGAUGGGGUCCCCUCUGUAGGAUGUAUCUGAAUUGAUUAU